Molecule: messenger RNA, 4652 nt
Organism: Sus scrofa (pig)
Lineage: Eukaryota; Metazoa; Chordata; Mammalia; Artiodactyla; Suidae
Source: RefSeq, a predicted model, not a curated record
CAGAACCCUGACAUCUUUGAAGCCAGGCUCAAUGCUCUCAUCAUUGUUUGUGCUAAGGGUUCUUUAGGAAACAGAGUAAAGGAGGUGAGCUUCUUCCAAAAUUUUAGCUCAGGACUUAAGGGUAGAUUCAAACCUUAAUAUGCCAUCCAGGUUUUACUUAAGAAACAUUAAAGCAAACUCCUUAAAGUAGCUCCUCCAACCCAACUCCAGAAAGGUUAUCUUGGCAAUUUUGGAUCAAUAGCAAUUAAAAUUCAACCUCAGAACUGGAAAGAACAAACACUAAAUGUAAACACCACGGGUCAAGUUCUUGGUAAAUAUUUUCCUUCUCUCUCUACCCAGCUUUUUUGUUUUUUUGAAAAUGAGGACAUACCAGUUCCAACUUGACUUGUCACAGGCUCCUAAUUCAUUGUGGGGUUCAUGACAGUAUUCUUGUGUUUUACAAGGUUGUUGGAGCCAGUGCGGGUCCUUUGGGUAUUGACCACAAAUGCCCUGCACCUGUCAGAUCUGAGUUGUUACCACUGUAUAUAUUUCAUGCCAGUGAAGAUGGGUGGGAUAAGAAUACAUGGUGCAUAACUUCGGGCUAUGUGGUGUUUGCCAAAUGUGUCUUCUACCCUCAAAAAUAUUCUCUGAACUGCUGAUCAUUAGCAGAGCUAGUGAUCCAUUUCUUAAGCUACUCACUUCCUGCAGGCCACUUCCCUAUCCAUGCAGAGCAACACAGUGCCACACUGUCAAUAGUUCAAUCUGAGCCUUUCCUCCAGGGCCCGGAAAGCCCCAACACCUAGGGGAACUGCGAGGGUGCAGGGCCCGUGGAGAGGCCCGCGGGGGUCACAGGGUGUCGCCGAAUACAGUCCGGCAGGCAUGUCAUGUAGCAGCCUUAAAUAAAUCAUAGAGCCCGACACCCUUUCCAUCCUUCCGUGGGAUUUAUCUCCUCUUCCGCGUCUUAUCUCCAAGAGGUAAAGUCCCUUAGAGAAAAACAAUAGUGGACGGUUCAGCCUCAGCCGAGAAGGGUGGGUUGAGCCUAAGGUCACCCUAGUCUCGCCUGCUGGGACCGGAAAGCGGAGGGUGCCGUGGCAGCUGCGGUUGGCUGCAGCCGCCUGGGAUUCCGCCUGACCGGAAGUGCCCCGCGUCGCUAUGGCUACAGGCGCGGAUGCUCUAGGCGCCGCCGGGAGCGUUCCGUUCCCAUAGCAACCCCAUUAUCUCGGAGCCAGAACCAGGGCGGCAGGCUCCAGGGGCCGAAGAACCUGAGCGUCUGGCUUCCGCAAGGCAACCCUGCGGUGCCUUUAACGAGGCCCGCCAAGGUCAGGACGCUGAAGCCGCCCGAGGAAGCCGACCUGCCGGGCUGAGGGAGCCGGGAAGGCUAGCUCCGGGCCGUGGCUCUUCUGCCCUCGGCCAGGAAUAAGAUGCGAGCCAGUCCCAUCCGCAUCCCAACUGUCAGCAGUGACACCGACUGGGAUUUCUGCUUCCAUCUGUCACAGCAAACCAAGACCCCAGCACAUGAGCGAACAGAUGAGCUGUAUUCCACCAGUGGGUCUGGAGAGAGCGAAGAAGACAACGCUAGAGCCAAGAAGGAGAAGGACAUAGGCCCUAUGUCUCUUCCCAAAGAGAAACUGGCCCAAUCAAAGAAAAUAGCUCAGCUGAUCAAGGGAAAAAUGAACAUCCAAGCGAACAAGGAGCUGAUUCGCUGCGUCAUCCUUUCUCGGAUCAUUUUUGGGGAAGAACACUGGAAAUGCGCACAGGCGUUGGCCAGCCUGGCUUAUGGCUACCUGACACUGAGAGGCCUCCCAGCUCAGGCCAAGAAACAUGCUGAGUCCGCCAAGAACACACUGCUGACCUGGAAGGGAAACACGGCCUUGGACAAGGAAAAGGAGGAAAUUCUGGAAGCGCUGGUCAUGCUCUACUACACUCUGGGGGUGGCCUGGCUCCUGCAGCGCCAUGGCAGAGAGGCUUAUUUCAACCUGCAGCAGUCAGAGAGAAACAUGAAGGAGCUGAAAGAAUCGUAUAAGGGAGGUGUCGGUGGGUUACAGGUCUCAGAGAAAGACCUAACAGUUGCUUUGGGCAGAGCCUCCUUGGCCAACGGCUGGUUAAACCUAGCUCUGACAUACUUUGAAAAGGCAAUUGGCAACGUUAUUGCUGCUAAGGGGGAUAGGACGUCAGAUCUGGUCAGUCUUUAUGAGGAAAUUGCCCAGAUCGAGCAGCUGAGGCGGAACCAUGACCAGGCCAUCCAGUACUUGCAGCGGGCCCAUUCUAUCUGCGUUUCUUUGUUUACUGAAGUCAGCCCCCAAGCUGCGCGGGCAAGCACCUUACUAGCCAAGGCUUACGCCAUGUCUGGAGAAGCCCAACACAGGGAUGCUGUUGAAAUAUAUUUUUUAAAAAGUAUCACUGCAUAUCAAACACCAUUGGGCCCAGAGGAUUAUGAAACACUGAACACCAUUGAAGAAUUUUGCAAAUGGCUUAUCCAAAAUGGGGAAAAACUGGAGGCUUACAGAUUGCUAAAGGCUUCACUGAAGUCUCAAGUCAUCCACUAUGGGGACUAUCGUGAAAAAGUGGCUGAAACGUUUUAUAACAUGAGCAGCAUCCACUUUGCCAAAGGAGAGCUCAAAAAAGCAAUUCAGCUGCUAAGGAAGUGCCUGAUGAUUCGAAUCCUUAUAUAUGGAAAUGAGCACAGUGAAAGCCGAAAUACAAAACUCUCCUUUCCCUAAGGCAGAGGUGAGUUCUGACCCUGGCCAUCAACCAGGUCUUCAGUGUGGACAUAAGAUAGAUGGUCACUCCCUGGUUUAUUCAUUUAGUGGUGAUUCACCUCUCUUAUUCUUGCUAGUAAGGCAGAAUGCCAACCUAUACUGUGGAUUUGGCCAAAUCCUUUACUGUAUCUAGUUAAUUUCAAGUACUCUCUCAGAACCCAGUGUGAUAGGGGUUUGCUGCAACAAUAUUUAGUACUGAUAUCUCUUUCAAUGCUGAGCAUUUAUAACCAAAUUCUGCAAGACAGUGUCUCAGCUAACAGCUUAUAAUAGAUACAAUAUGGCUGAUAACAAUGUAAGUGAAUAUAUUAAACUUAUUUUUCUUGCUGAAUGUAAAAUCAAAGUCCCUAAACAUAAGGAAAGUUUGAGAGGGAAAUUGUUGUCUCCAAAGUUAAUAAUAAAGAAUCUCUGCAGAUUUGUUUUUAAAAAUGUUUUGUAUUUCAGCCAAGAGAGUGUUUGGUACAGACCUGCUCCUUUCUUUAUUCUUGGCAUAUCAUUGCUGUUUGCUCAUCUCAGAAUAAUGUUUAUCCUACAGUGUUCUUUUGUUGAAUAUAUACUGACCUCGUAAAACUGAGCUGGGUCCUAUUCAUAAAGUUUUUAAUCCUCACAAAUACCCUACAUGCUAGUUUUCAUUUGACAGAAGGGAGCCUACUAUUCUGUAAAGGAACAUGCCUGAAUUCACUUAAGUCUUAGAGGUUUGGACUCAAGCAUGUGUGAUCUAAAGGCCAUGUGCCUCCUCCUAGAGCCCUCUAACAAAGACGGCAGGCAUCAUUAUGGCGUGAGAGUUAGGACCCUGAUUGCAUUUCACUGGAGGUGGCUCACAAGUGGAACUUUCUCACUGGGCUGGGCAGGUGGGGUACAAGAUGGGCAUAGAGAAUACAUUUAGCCCGUCCUUGUCCCCACCUACCUCAGUCAGAGCCACACCUAAAAGAGGCCGAGUGGAAGACUGUCUCCUGUUUCACCUUAUCCAGGAGAGCACUUCUCUAGCGUCUCUCAGUGAUGCCCACAGCAGGAGGGUCUAUGGGGAGCUUUGCCUCCUGCCUGCUGGUGUAUUUAAAAGUAUAUUUCCUUAGUCAGUAGCCAUAGCAAAAUUAAUAGCAACUAUAAUGUAGAACUCCUUCCAAUUCCCUGGCAUUGUAAAAUACAUAUACUAUUUAUUUCUGAUUUAUAAAUAACCCUGUUGUGUAGGUGUUUUUAUCUUUCCUGGGCAGGUGAUGAAAAUGAGGCUCAGAAAGUUUGAAUAUCUUAUUUAAAAUCAUCUAGCUGAUAAGUGUGAUUAGACUCGAACCGAGAUCUGUCUUAUUUCAAAAUAUGCACUGCCUUUCUCUAUAUAAUAGGGAUUCUGACUUUAAGGAGUUUGAGAAUACAUUUGGGGACACCUGUUCAGCAGGUCCACCUCCAGAGCCUCAUUUUACACAAGGGAAACUGAGAACGAAUAUGUUCAAGUUAAAUUACCCAGGGGGAGGUAGAGCUGGAAUUUGAAUCUGCUCUCUGUAGGCAAUGGAGCUUGCUCUCUGAAGGCAGACUGUCUGGAUUUUAUAUCCGGCUGUUAUCCUCAACUCUCUGACCCAGGCGAAGUGACUUAACCUCUCUCAGCCUCUAUUUAUUCAUCAAAAAGUGGAUUUUCUGAAAACUCAUGAGAUCAAAUAAUAAUACAGCACUUAAAUCAGGGCCUGACAGGUCUUAAGUAGUCAAUGAAUGUUGGCAUAAGAGUAAAAUAAUAAGAAUUAUCUUUCUGAGAUGCUGUAGAGAAUAGGUCAGAAUGUUUUGUAAGAAGCUUCUAUCACCCUAUUACUAUUUCACACUGAGUGAUAGGCAAAGAAUAUAUAUUACUGGAGUCAGCCCUGUCAACUUAACCUGCUUCUGACACUUACUAAGUAUGUGACCUUGGGAAAAUCACUGAACCUCUGAGCCUCG